UUUACAUGGUCCUCAAAAAUGGCUGAUUUGAGUUUAGUUUUUCUUACAACUUUGGCCUGCAUUGUGCUGCCAACCCUUUCAACUCCUGAAGCCAGAGCUUUCAACUCCUCGUCCAUCAGAGAAUUGCUAAUCUCAUCUCAUCAUGAAAGCCUUCAAAUUGUGGAUGACGCCCUACACCGCUCUAGACAAAGACGGAGCAUUUCUUCAUUUUCCAAGCAUGGGUUUACAUUCCGGUUGCAAGCUGAGCCUGAGACCCGGGAGAUUUCCCGAGCUGGAGAGGUUUUUCACACAGCCCUGUAUGUCCUCAAGAACAAAGCAGAACAGAAAUAUAAAAGGAAAGUCGCAGCAUCAGAGCUGUUGUCAUGGGAGGAGGUGGAGCUGCUUGCAGAGCUGUCACAGUGCCCCACUGCAACGCACCGGGACACCUGCGAGCAGAGUCAUCGCAGCAAAUACCGCACCGUUUCAGGAGUCUGCAACAACAGACAAAAUCCUCUCUGGGGAGCAGCCAACACUGCCUUGGUCAGAUGGCUUCCAGCUGAAUAUGAGGAUGGGGAGGGAGAACCCAAGGGUUGGAACCGAGAACGGCUCCAUAAUGGAUUCCAACUACCCCUGCCUCGGAGGGUCAGCGAGGAAAUAAUAAGGAGCUCCUGUAAAUGGAGAGAGGACGACUACUCUCAGCUGCUGGUGGACUGGGGUCAGUACAUCGACCAUGACAUAACCUUUACCCCUCAAAGCGCCAGCAGCGCUGCUUUUUGGACAGAUGUGGACUGUCACCAGACGUGUGAAAAUGUGCACCCCUGCUUCCCCAUCAAGACUGAUGAUUCUCUCUGCAUGCCUUUUCAUCGCUCCAGCCCAGACUGCGGCAUCAGUUUUGACUCUGAUGUACGACAAGCCCUACAACGACAACAGCUGAACGCCAUCACAUCGUACAUGGACGCGUCGCUCGUGUAUGGGCACACGCCACAACUACAGAGCUUCCUUCGCGACCUCCCAGGCCUCAAUGGAAAACUUGCCGUCAACACCAGAUUCAAAGAUCCACGCGGAAGAGCUUACCUUCCUUUUGUAGCCAAGACGCCGUCAGCGUGCCGCACUGAUCAGCAAGGCGAGGGGGUGGAGUGUUUCAGUGCCGGAGACAGUCGGGUCAACGAGGGUCUGCCACUGAUCGCUUUGCAUACGCUGUGGCUCAGGGAACACAAUCGAAUUGCCGAAGCACUGAAGCACAUCAAUGAGCACUGGAACCCUGAGACUGUAUACCAAGAAACCCGCAAGAUCGUUGGGGCUCUGCACCAGAUCAUAACCAUGAGAGAUUAUGUCCCAAAAAUUAUUGGGCCAGAGUCCUUCAAGCGUUACAUUGGCUCCUACAAGGGAUACGAUCCGGCUGUGGACGCCUCGGCCUCCAAUGUGUUUGCCACGGCCGCGUUCAGGUUCGGCCAUGCUGCCAUCCCGCCAAUCCUCAGCAGACUUAACCAGAGCUUCCAGGAGCAUGAAUACUUCCCCCACUUGAGACUUCACAAAUCUUUUUUCAGUCCCUGGAGAAUAGUCAAAGAAGGUGGGAUUGAACCAACACUGAGAGGUAUGAUUGGAACUGCAGCACCAGCUGUAAGGGCAGACACACUCCUGGUAGAGGAGGUCACAGAGAGGCUGGUCGUCCUCGAUACACCUCAGCACAUGGACCUGGCUGCCCUGAACCUGCAGAGAGGACGUGACCACGGACUGCCAGGAUACAACAAAUGGCGGGAAUUCUGUGGACUACCGCACAUUGAAACACUGGAUGAUCUGACAGAGGUCGUGAGAGAAGGAAGGGUUGCUGAGAUGAUACAGAAUUUGUACAAGCAUCCCAACAAUAUUGAUGUGUGGCUCGGAGGGCUUGUUGAAACAUUCUUGCCUGGCUCAAGAACUGGACCGCUCUUCGCUUGUCUGAUUGGGAAGCAAAUGAGAGCGCUCCGUGAUGGUGACAGGUUUUGGUGGGAAGCUGAGGGUAUUUUCACGCAACAACAGAGAGAUGAACUUCUAAAAAGUUCUCUGUCUCGUGUCAUCUGUGACAACAGCGAUAUACAUGAAGUCCCUGCUGACUCCUUCAGAUUUGGGAAAUAUCCUGCUGGUUUUGUCAACUGUAAUAAUAUCCCAUCAAUGAAGCUUGAAGCUUGGAGAGAAGAGAAAAGCCAUGAUCUAAAAGGGUGUGGCUCUCCAAGACAGAUAAAGGAUGGGGAUUAUACACUGACCGCUAAAUCUGGAAAACUGAUUGCUCUGUACUCCUGUUACCAUGGUUUCAAAUUAGAGGGUGCUGUUGAAAUAGCCUGCGAGGGAAAUCAGUGGUCUGGUGAGCCCCCUCACUGCACAGGUAAGAUAUCUGAAGCUGUGGACACACUGGUUGGGGAGCUGUCCUGUAAAAGCGGCAAAAAUGCGAAGGACCUCAUCUGUGCUGCUGUGAAUAGAUCACAACUCCAGCAAGCACUGGCAAUUGACAAUUCAUCUUCAGUCUUGUGCAAUUUCACCAUCACUCAACAUGCCUGUUCCUUGGCCACAAAUCUCACACAAAAUAAGUUGGCCACAUUAUUGAAAUGCUCACUGGAAAGCCAAACGACAUACCCAGUUGAGGUCUGGAAGCUUUUCUUCCAAAGAACUUCUCCUGCUCUGGACCGGGCCCUUGAGACAUUCACCACCACGGCCCCCAACAACAGCAGCCCAGCUUUGUCAAAUGCUCUCGAGGCUCUAGGAGAGGUGAAACUUGCCAACUUCAGCCAGGCACAACUACAGAAUGAGGAUUUCAUCAGCAAUUGGUUCCAGAAAACGAUCCGGCCCUUCCUAUCGUCUCCAUCCACAAACUUCCUAUUCUGUCUUAGCACCAAAAACUUCAGUUGCCUCACGUACCAGAUUGUCGUCAAGGAAUUCAGCAAUCAAAGGCCAUUCAUGGACAGCAACAGACAGCAAACAGUCUUCACUCAUCUCAUCCAACCAUUCCUCUCAAGAAAUGAUUCAUCAGCUCUUGCAAUAUGA
Molecule: messenger RNA, 2997 nt
Organism: Cololabis saira (Pacific saury)
Lineage: Eukaryota; Metazoa; Chordata; Actinopteri; Beloniformes; Belonidae
Product: thyroid peroxidase-like
Exons: 19
Coding region: 19-2997 (992 amino acids)
Biological process (GO): response to oxidative stress
Molecular function (GO): heme binding; peroxidase activity
Source: RefSeq, a predicted model, not a curated record